This is a messenger RNA of Malania oleifera, 444 nucleotides long. RefSeq names its product F-box/kelch-repeat protein At3g18720-like. The coding region runs from base 1 to 444 and encodes 147 amino acids. The transcript has a single exon. The record is from RefSeq and is a predicted model, not a curated record. NCBI's taxonomy places the organism in Eukaryota, Viridiplantae, Streptophyta, Magnoliopsida, Santalales, Ximeniaceae.
AUGUUGUCAGGUGCUGAAAUAUAUUGUUCCUGGGAUGGUUGGUUGCUAAUGUCUAAAGAUAUGGAGUCCAUAUUCUUCUUCAAUCCUUUUACAGGGGAGCAGGGUGAAUAUCCAAGACACGGAAUGUUUAGUAUAGCUGGAAUGGGCUUUUCAACUUUGCCAACUUCUUCAGACUGCACGACUCUUGUAAUUUGCGGUCAUGACGAUACAGGUCUUUCCUUUAUUCAUUCAAGGGAGAUGGCAUGGAGAUACGUUUACCAUAUUAAUUGUCGUGAUUUCAGAGCAAUCUGCAACCCAGUUUUUCUAGAUACAACUUUCUACGUACUGGGUUCAAAUGGGAAUUUAGGAGUCUUCAACUUAAACAUAUGGGAAGGCCAUUGUGAUGUUCUUGCAAAACCCGCAAGGCCCUGCAAUUCCUUUUCCCAUGGCUACUUGGCAGAAUAG